CGUCCUACACGCCUUGAGCAAUUCAUGUCGGAACUACCUUCCGCACGAAUCACAGUUUCACGGCCAUUCUCGACUACUGGUAUAGACUACUGGGGACCAAUCUUCGUUCAGUCAACACAACGACGAUCAACGCCACGGAAAGCAUUUGUUGCAGUAUUCGUCUGCUUUUGUACAAAAGCCGUCCACCUCGAACUAGUUGUCGACCUUACUACAGCCAAAUUCCUCCAAGCUUUUCGGCGGUUUGUCUCCCGGCGAGGGCUGUGCUCUGAUAUCUACAGCGAUAAUGGACGAAACUUUGUGGGAGCGGCUAACGAAUUACGUCAACUGAUAAGGAGCAAAGAUCAUCGCGAGCAAGUUGGAAAAGAAUGUGCGCACUACAACAUCCGAUGGCACUUCAAUCCUCCCAAGGCAUCCCACUUUGGUGGCCUCUGGGAAGCUGCAAUCCAAUCAGCGCAGAAGCAUUUUGUCCGAACCUUGGGAAAACAAACCCUGGCUUAUGACGACAUGGAGACAUUAUUAUCCCAGAUCGAAUGCUGCCUUAAUUCGAGACCACUCGUACCUCUCAGCGACGACCCCACGGAUCUAGAACCACUCACUCCCGGACACUUUCUGGUGGGUUCUGCUCUUAAAGCUGUACCUGAUGUGGAUGUCACGGAGAUUCCUUUCAACCGUUUGAAGAAGUGGCAGCAGACACAGAAGCUCGUUCAACAAAUUUGGAAUCGAUGGAAUAGAGAGUAUCUCAUCACUCUGCAGCCGCGAUCGAAAUGGUGCAACCCUCCGGUGGAGCUUAAAAGGGACCAGCUCGUAGUGUUGAUGGAUGAAAAUCUUCCCCCUAUGUGCUGGCCGAUGGCUAGAAUUGACGAUUUGCAUCCAGGACCAGACGGAGUGGUGCGCGUUGUUACCGUAAGAACCUCAACCGGCCGAUAUACACGCCCAGUUGCAAAAAUAUGUCUGCUGCCCAUUCAAUCUGGUGUUCCAAAACAAGCACCACAAACAAAUAAUAACACAGCUGCACCGAUUCAUCCUUCUACCGCCCAGUAAUUCUCCAGCCUGGAUUCCAUACGCUGACCUAAAACGAAAAUACAAGGCCCUAAUUAGAUAGGGACUAGGUUCUACAAGAAUGCCCUCCACGUUCAUUUCAACUUCAACUGCAUCGAAGUAAACAGUCAUCGAGUCAUCAUCAUCGAUACGUCAAAUGCUUCUUUUCCUUUUCCUCGUCCACGGUUGUCAUCGUCAACAAUCAUCACCAGAAAUAGGAUUUCUGGAGGGGCCAGUGUGUUCGAGCAUAUCCGAUCAAAUGUAGCUACACCACAAACUACCCAAAAAAUUGCCAGCCUACUACUGAUAAUCAUCGUCAUCGAGAGAAUGUUCCACCACAUAGGCUCAUCAGAAUGCACUGAACUGCAAUUCGGCAACCAUUAUUUUCCAUCGUCAAUCAUCAUGGCGUUCAUCGAUGGUCAUUAUAAAAGCCGAAUGAAGACGUCAUCGCAUUCUCUUUUGUACCAAGUUUUCGCGCCGUGAAGAGUGGAGUUCGGUAUACCAGCGUUCAUUGCUGUACGCCAUACUGGUAAUCAGGCGAACUAUCAUCAAAUUUGAAUUUGCAAAGUGGGUUUAUAUUAGUAAAAUUAUCAAUUGAAAUAAAGUUAAUUAAUGUUAAAGUUAAGAAAAGUUAAAGUAAAAUGGACUUAAUAAACAAUAAGAUAAUCAAUUAGUGUAAUUAGUGAGCACAAUAAAGAAACAAUAAGAACUUA
Messenger RNA from Armigeres subalbatus, 1751 nucleotides. RefSeq lists its product as uncharacterized. The coding region runs from base 25 to 1041 and encodes 338 amino acids. Gene Ontology annotation, biological process: DNA integration. Gene Ontology annotation, molecular function: nucleic acid binding. Lineage: Eukaryota; Metazoa; Arthropoda; Insecta; Diptera; Culicidae. The record is from RefSeq and is a predicted model, not a curated record. The transcript is spliced from 2 exons.